CUGCUGGAGCUGGGUAUCGUCAGCCCCGUGACGCGGGAUACCGCGGGCUCGCUGUACCACCAGGAGCUGGCGCGGCAGCUGGCUGAUUUCCUGAGGGUGCCCAUGGAGCGGGCGAGCGGCAUGAUGCCGCUGCCCGACGUGUACUGCCUGUACAACAGGGCCCGCGGUACCGAGCUCAUCUCGCCAGACGACCUGCUUGCCGCCAUCAGCCUCUUCCCAAAGAUCCGCGCCCCCUACACCCUGCGCGAGUUUGCCUCUGGAGUCAAGGUGGUGCAGGCGGCCAGCCACAGCGACGACGCCGUCUGCCGCCGCCUGGCGGAGAUGGUCCUGCUGGCCACGCUGGGCCCCUCCAUCACCCGCACCGAGGUGGCAGUGCGGCUGGCUAUGCCGGUGCCGGUGGCUGGGGAGCACUUGCGCAUGGCGGAGGCCAGGGGGGUGCUGUGCCGCGACGAUGGCCCCGAGGGCCUGCGCUACUUCAGGAACUUCUUU
Molecule: messenger RNA, 489 nt
Organism: Chlorella variabilis
Lineage: Eukaryota; Viridiplantae; Chlorophyta; Trebouxiophyceae; Chlorellales; Chlorellaceae
Exons: 4
Biological process (GO): protein transport to vacuole involved in ubiquitin-dependent protein catabolic process via the multivesicular body sorting pathway
Cellular component (GO): late endosome membrane; ESCRT II complex
Molecular function (GO): ubiquitin binding
Source: RefSeq, a predicted model, not a curated record